AAUAGUAUAAUGGAAAAUGUGAAAAAGUAAAAUAUUUUUAUAUGUAUGUUCGACACUUACCCCCAUUGCUUUCUUGUGUGCUUCAUCAAUCAAAGAAAAGGGCUAAGCAAAAACUGUUUUCAUCACUUUGAUUUCUUUGCUUCAUUUUGAAGGUUACCUUGAGCUAGAUAGGGUUCUGUGCAACUUGUUUAACAAUGUUGUUGGUGAUUUGAAAUUCAAAAGCAGUUUUGAUUUCAUCUUGGAGAAUGUAUGUGUUGUCUUGAUUGAUAGAGGAAGAUGGCAAACAAGUAAAGCUUUUCAAUUCUGUUAACUCAAUGGAUGAUCAACUUUAAAUAAAUUUGAAACCUUUUUUCAUGACUGCAAAAUUUCAUGUCGCCGUAUGCCAUCAGGAAGACGUUCUUUAAUGGAUUUGGAACCUGCCUACAAGAUGGAGAGCAUAAGAGCAGUCCAAGAGAUUCAGCAUGAAUUUUGGCCUCUUGAUGAAAUAAAUCCAGAGAAUGCUAAGUUCCCCUGUUGUUUAGUUUGGACUCCUCUACCAGUAGUCUCAUGGUUGGCACCUUUCAUUGGACAUGUAGGAAUAUGCAGAGAGGACGGUUCUGCCGUGGCCUUUUCUGGUUCCAACUUUAUUAACAUUGAUGAUUUUGCAUUAGGUUCUGUGGCCAAAUACCUUCAACUAGACAGAAAACAGUGCUGCUUUCCGCGAAACCUUGCUGCACACACAUGUAAGCAUGGCUAUAAACACACAGAGUUUGGGUCUGCAAUUACUUGGGAUGAUGCCAUCCAAUCAAGCGUUCGUCAUUUUGAGCACAAAUCGUACAAUAUAUUCACUUGCAACAGCUAUUCUUUUCUUGCUAAUUGCUUGAACAGGCUCUGCUAUGGCGGAUCAAUGGAUUGGAACAUGAUCAAUGUUGGUGCUCUUUUAUUAUUCAAAGGACAUUGGGUUGACAACAUGUCAAUCUUGAGAUCAUUUUCACCUUUUAUGCUAGUUGUAUGCUUUGGCAUUUUCAUGGUGGGAUGGCCUUUUUUGGUAGCAUUAUUGGCUUUCUCACUUCUUCUUUUGGCAUGGUUUAUUUUUGGUACUUACUGUCUCAAAAAUCUGUUGGAUUCCUAGGUUUCUUGUAUCACACUGCUACAAGAUUAAAAUUUGUUAAUCCUUAAUAUGUGAAGAACCCCAUAGACUUUGAUAACUCUGCACUGUAAAGUCACAAGUGUAGUGGAAUUUGGACAAUAUCAAGUUACCUAAUAGAUAUUCACUUUGAUUCAA
Solanum pennellii is the source of this 1264-nucleotide messenger RNA. RefSeq names its product protein REVERSION-TO-ETHYLENE SENSITIVITY1. The coding region runs from base 380 to 1111 and encodes 243 amino acids. The record is from RefSeq and is a predicted model, not a curated record. The transcript has 4 exons. Gene Ontology annotation, biological process: regulation of ethylene-activated signaling pathway; response to ethylene. Gene Ontology annotation, cellular component: Golgi apparatus; endoplasmic reticulum. Lineage: Eukaryota; Viridiplantae; Streptophyta; Magnoliopsida; Solanales; Solanaceae.